Molecule: messenger RNA, 1234 nt
Organism: Cimex lectularius (bed bug)
Lineage: Eukaryota; Metazoa; Arthropoda; Insecta; Hemiptera; Cimicidae
Gene: Cchl
Product: cytochrome c-type heme lyase
Exons: 5
Coding region: 179-1096 (305 amino acids)
Biological process (GO): cytochrome c-heme linkage
Cellular component (GO): mitochondrion
Molecular function (GO): holocytochrome-c synthase activity
Source: RefSeq, a predicted model, not a curated record
UGCUAAUUAUUUUUCAGUUUAACAAAACAACAUACAUUUUAUAUUUUUUUAAAUUUUUUGUGUUUUCAAAAAUGAGGACAAAAUUUGUUUCAUGAUACAACAGGACAUCAUUUAGGUUGGACAGGGAAUUUUUUUUUUAUGGUUCAUCGCUGGAUUUAUAUAGCAAGUAGCUAGUCUCAUGGGCAAUACAGUGUCAGCAGCUCAGGUGGCUGCCGGUCAGAUUGUCGGAGCGCAUGCCACCAUCUCGUUCCCGGAGAACAACGGCUUUAAACGGCUGUACCCAGUGGAUGGCAUGGGCAACACGGUGGCCGCCGCUCAGUUCGCCGCUGGGCAGAUUGUCGGAUCGGGGCCCAACGUUUACUCAGAUGGUGCCACGUCGAAGCAGGUUACGGCUUACAUCCCUAAAGAGUGUCCAAUGCAUUAUAGUUCUGCCGGAGCAUGUUCAGGGAACGAAAUCAACCCUCUAAACAUGAUGCCAGCACCAAAUCAGAUGCCAUCCCCUGACCAGCCGUUUCCUCUUUCGACCGAACGCCAGGUCUCGAACAUACCGAAGGCCGUGAAGCAGGAUGAAAAGGACACACACUGGGUCUACCCGUCGGCGCAGAUGUUCUGGAACGCGAUGCUACGCAAAGGCUGGCGUUGGCGUGAUGACCAGCUCUCGCAGAAGGACAUGGAUGACAUAAUAAAGAUACACAAUGCGAACAAUGAGCAUGCCUGGCUCGAGGUGCUCAAGUGGGAGGCGCUACACGCCGAUGAGUGCCUAGAACCCAAACUGAAGAGCUUUGGAGGGAAGGCAGCUGACUACUCACCAAGGGCGAGGAUGCGCCAACUUCUUGGGUACGAGCUCCCGUUCGACAGGCACGACUGGAUUGUCGACAGGAACGGGAAGGAGGUGCGGUACGUGAUUGACUACUACGACUCGGGGAGUGUCGGCCCGGAUCACAGGUUCGCGAUAAUCGAUGUCCGCCCAGCCAUGGACAGCUGGGAGAACGUCUGGGACAGGAUGCGAGUCGCUUACAUGAGGUGGCGGUACGAGUUGGAGGACCGGCUUUCGGCGAUCAAGGGCGCCAAAGACGAUGACGAGAAGGAGAAGUGAGAUAUAGUGAGAGAGAGAGAUAGGGAGGAGGGGUAGAGAGAAAGAGAGAGAGAAAAAAAACAGAGCGAGAGCCUAGUCCUUAGAUUAUUGUUAUUAUUUAAUAUAAAAAAAUUAAAUUUUGAAAGGAAAUUAAAUUUA